This is a messenger RNA of Chinchilla lanigera (long-tailed chinchilla), 651 nucleotides long. RefSeq lists its product as uncharacterized. Bases 1 to 651 code for a protein of 216 amino acids. Gene Ontology annotation, biological process: translation. The record is from RefSeq and is a predicted model, not a curated record. The transcript is spliced from 4 exons. Gene Ontology annotation, cellular component: ribosome; cytosolic large ribosomal subunit. NCBI's taxonomy places the organism in Eukaryota, Metazoa, Chordata, Mammalia, Rodentia, Chinchillidae. Gene Ontology annotation, molecular function: structural constituent of ribosome.
AUGUGUUCCCUGACCGGGAAUCGAACCCGGGCCGCGGCGAGUACAAGGCACUAUGAAAGAAUUCUAAAAAUCUGGAGAGGAUCGCGUACACAUGAUCAGAGUUCCCAAGACCAGGCAGAGUCGAAAGCUGCAUCCAGCAAGGUCUUUGCAAAAACAUCCCGGAAAAACCUGCGCUUGGUGACGCACGCCUUGUUGGUGGAGGAUGUGGGGCGGCCUGUGAGGAGCAGUAAGGAGGUGCGGGGUGCUCCUGCACUGAAUCCAGCCAGGAGGGAGCAGCAUGGCCAGGAGUGGAGACCUCUAGCUUUCAUCGUAGACAGCUCUACUGCCAAGAUAGCCAAUGUACCUAAAACCAGAAAGACUUUCUGUAAGAAGUGUGGCAAGCAUCAGCCUCACAAAGUGACCCAGUAUGAGAAGGGCAAGGAUUCCCUGAAUGCCCAAGGAAAGAGGCACUACGACAGGAAGCAGAGUGGCUGCAGUGCACAGACAAAACCAAGUUGCCUGAAGAAGGCUAACGCCACAGAGAACACUGCACUGAGGCUUGCAUGUGUGGAGCCUAACUGCAGCUUGGAGAGGAAGCUGGCCAGGAAGAGAUGCAAGCAUUUUGAACUGGGAGGAGAAAACAAGAGAAAGGGCCAAGUGAUCCAGUUCUAA